Camelina sativa (false flax) is the source of this 1381-nucleotide messenger RNA. The record is from RefSeq and is a predicted model, not a curated record. NCBI's taxonomy places the organism in Eukaryota, Viridiplantae, Streptophyta, Magnoliopsida, Brassicales, Brassicaceae.
GCAAAUUAAUACAGCGAUCAUGAAUAGAGGAGCAAACUCACUUUCCCUCCCUAAUGAUCUCAUUCCUGAGAUACUCUCGCGAUUGCCUGCAAAGUCAAUAAGGAGGUUUCGCUGCGUGUCGAAGUUAUGGGCGUCCAUUAUUUGCCGUCAAGAUUUCACUGAGUUGUUCCAUACCAGAUCCUCAUCUAAUCCACGUCUCUUAAUUGGGGUCGAACAAGACGGUGAGUGGAGCUUCUUCUCUUCUCCUCAGCCUCAGAGUCAUUAUGAGAAGUCAUCUCUUGUAAUAGCCGACAGUUUUCAUAUGAAGUUCACGAAAGACAUGUAUCCCUACUAUUGUAAAUAUGUUUCUGGUUUGACUUAUUUCCCUAAUACGCGAAUCUCAAAGGAUGGGGGAACAAAAAAAAUGUGGAGCCCAAAGGAUGGAGACUAUAAAGUUCGUGUGAUAUGUAACCCUAGCACGGGACAAUAUGCGAUCUUACCACCUGACCUCAACAAAAACUUCGAUGGUUUUUUAGGGUUCGAUCCCAUUGGCAAGCAAUUCAAGGUUUUGGUCUUGAGCAAUAGAGUUUCUGAUGAAUUGAGUUUUGAUAUUCUGACAUUAGGAACUGAAAAUAUGAGGUGGAGGAAUAUCCAGUGUCCUUUACCCCAUUAUCCUCAUUUUUGGAGUGGAGAGAUAUGCAUCAAUGGUGUUUUGUAUUAUUUAACUCAAUCACCUGUUGACAUCUAUGAUGUGGUAGUUUGCUUUGAUGUUAGGUCUGAGAAAUUUAGGUAUCUAAAUCUAAACUCAGACUGCCCUAGUAGAUCUUGGGCUACUAAAUUGAUAAACUAUAAGGGUAAAUUAGGUGUGAUUAAUUUCGAAGAUGAUUAUGAUGGUGGAUUUCCCCUUAAGUUAUGUAUGUGGGUUGUAACAGAUGUCGUGAAACAUGAAUGGACGGCAUAUGCCUACACUUUGAGGGCUGAGAAUAAAGUCAAUCGAAUCGACUUUAUUUCUAUUGUUGGUGUGACUGCUUCAGGUGAAAUUGUUUUGGCGAACAAUAUUGCAUCUAAACCGUUAUAUGUUUUCUACUUUAAUCCUGAAAGGAACACUCUCCAAAGUGUUGAAAUCGAAGGUGUUAGAGUAGAAAAAAAAUCAGUACUUUACUACUACUUUGUAGAUCAUGUCGAGGACCUUAGGUUUGAUGUUAUGAAGACAACAUAUGCUGCAACAUCUAUAAGUGAACCAGAACAGAGCACAUCAACAUAAUUAAUCUACGGAAGAAGAUCAUCAAGUGAGGAACGUGGUUCACCUGGAACAAGAUCGUUAAACGCUUGAGAGCGUUGACAAAUUUGAUGCUUCGUGUCUUUUAGAAUAUGAUUAAAAUUUAAAGGUGUCAAAACCUGA